Molecule: messenger RNA, 661 nt
Organism: Liolophura sinensis
Lineage: Eukaryota; Metazoa; Mollusca; Polyplacophora; Chitonida; Chitonidae
Product: 26S proteasome non-ATPase regulatory subunit 10-like
Exons: 5
Coding region: 131-661 (176 amino acids)
Molecular function (GO): protein binding
Source: RefSeq, a predicted model, not a curated record
UUUCCGAUAUGUCCAUGCUAAAAUACGCAGAUUUACCCCACGAAAUUAAGCAAAUGAUGACAUACUAACAAAGAGUGAUGUGACUAUUAUAACAUUCUAGCCUGAUUACGGUGAACUGAUUUUACCCUUUAUGCUACAAUGUAUUCUACAGAAUGGGAACACAGCUUUGCUCCUGGCUAUACAGUCCGAAGUGGAGGAGGAAAUUGUUCAUUUUCUGUUAGAACAGGGCGCCAAUAUCAACGCACAAAACUCGGAAAGACAAACAGCUUUACACUUGGCAGUGUCACGUGGUAGCAUGGAUGUUCUUCGCUUACUGGUAGAGAAGGGCGCUGAUAUAAACAUACAGGAUCAGGAUGGGGAGACACCCUUACAUCGGGCUGCAUUCCGUGUUAACGAGUGUUUUGUUCGUAUUUUGCUGGAGCAGGGCGCCAACGUCAACGUACAGAAUACAGAAAGACAAACAGCUUUACCCUUGGCACUGUCACGUGCUAGCAUGGAUGUUCUUCGCUUACUGGUAGAGAAGGGCGCUGAUAUAAACAUACAGGAUCAGAAUGGGAACACAGCUUUGCUCCUGGCUAGACAGUCCAACGUGGUGGAAGAAAUUGUUCCUUUUCUGUUAGAACAGGGCGCCAAUAUCAACGCACAAAACUCGGCAGGUUAG